AUGAAACCCCCAGAAGCUUCGUCGCCGGUGUUUGCUACUUUGGAUCCCACAGUGCUGGACACGGAAAUGAAUGGCAUGUACCAGGAUGGCGAGAUGGGAUUCAUGAACGGCGGCGAUUAUCAGCACAUAACACAUGAUGCUGGAAGGGAGUUCGACGACAUAUUUGCCCGCUCACCUCAGACUACCGACAAUAGUGGACUAUAUGUAUCCCCUUCCGAGGUCUCUUUCAAACGGCAACAGCAGAAUUCCAACUCUCUCAAACGCCCCCUAGCCUUUUCUUUCGACUCCCCGUCGGACUCGGUAGGCGACAAUUCGAGUCCUGGUUCGUCCACAGAGUCUUCCAGGGACCAUGCUCGUAAUUCCUCCGUCGGCUCAGCUGUACACAGUGACGGUGCGAUCAAGUUUGAAAAUGAGGAAUGGCAAGCAUUUACAAUGAACAAAGACAAUCUGUUCGGCAUGGAUACCGACUUCAGUGGCUUCGACUUGAAAUAUACCGAUAUCGAAUCCAGCAACAGGGUGAUGGACUCGGCGUUCGACUUUGAUAGCGCAGCCAGCAGUCCUAUGCCACCAAACAAUGCCUCUCAGGCAAUCAAAAAGCAAAAGAACUCAACUAAACAAGUCAUGACACAUGGCUCGCCGCUCUUUCCUACCAGCUCCAGAGAAGCGUCUCCGAUGACACAGAGGCUACAUCCUAAUACGCAAUCUAUUUCCUCAUCGCAAUGGAGCGGUCGCUCGCCUUCUUCGGUUACAGACGAUAUUUCUGGAACGGUGGCCAAUGCUACCUUCGCACAUAAUGCAUCUUUGCUUUCAAAUGUGAACAUGAUAGGUCAAAACGAAGUACAAUUUGGAUUACCAGACUAUUCCAUGUCUCCAUUCUACGCCAAAUCAGUGGCUCGCGUUCCUUCUCGUCCAAUCUUGCAUGUGCACCCAACGUCUCUCAAAUCCCGGGUUGAAACACAAAUUCCGAUUCGACUUACUAUGUAUCCCCUUCCUGCUGGCGUGAAAAAGCUUCGCCUACCAACACAUACUAUUUCAAAACCCAAGUUCCUGGCAAAACCCGAAGUUGGUUGCUCCUCGGACAUCCUUGAGCUGCAUACGAGCCUCGUCUGUACGAGUGCGAUGCAAGAUAAGUCCAAAUUAGAAAGGGCUUACGCAAGAGCUCGCGGGGAAGUUGUCAAACGACGCACAUCCAUUGUUUCCGCCUCUACGGAUGAUAAUCAGGAAGACAAUGAAGACAAACCACUGGAAGGUGGCGAGGUCAAAAUCUGCCAAGGAUGUAUACAGCGUGAGAGGAAACGUGCUUCCAGGAAGAAACAGCGGAAACCUGGUGAAGACGAGCUUUUCCAAAAAGACGAGGACAAAAGAGUCAUUGUUUUCAAUACCAAUGAGAUCAAGGAAUGGCUGGAACCAGCUAAGGAGUCUACUGUCACAUACACCCCUCCGGGUGCAAUGCAAGUUGAGCUACCUAUGCGAAUAGCAUGCUACUGUCGGCAUCAAAAUGAGAAGAAUGGCUUUCAAGUCAUCUUCACGAUCAAGGAUUACCAGGGCAAUGUAAUCGCUCAGGCAAUGACCAAUUCGAUUAUGAUCACAGAUGAUCACAAGACCCAUGCAGCAGGUUCGAAUUCUGCAACUGCUCCUAGCAAUGCUCUGAGCGAGGGGACGCAGCUGCCUGGUACCAGCGUAUUCAUAUCUAAUUCUCCUCAAGAGUUGGCAAAGGCUCCGGUCGGUGGACAACAUCCGUUUCGUAUAUCUCCCAGUACAGAUUCUCAAGUGAUCUCGCAACAAAUGGCUGCUCAGUAUGCAACUACACCAGGAUCUUUCGCGAACAUGCCGCAGAAUAGCGUAACCUCAUCUACAUCGCUCACACCACGCAAUGGCUCUCGGCAGACAUCUCCGAUUGAGUACGCCGGUCCUUCAAGCAAACGUCGGAAGCACAGUAGCUCCGGCAAGCUACCGACGGGAUUAACCAUGACGAGGCUUGAUAGUCCUCAAGCGAACACUUCCACUAGUUCCACCGUGAAUGGUCAAGGACCCAACAGUCACGGAUAUUUCUCACCGACUGAAAGGCCUUUCGCUACGCCGAUUGGUGUCUCUGGUCCAUUCAGCAAUGGCCCGCCAACCCCAAACAACAACAACGAGAGCUCAUAUUUCAAUGCUGUCCAGCAAGCCCAAAGUUUGGAUAAUCUUGCUCAACACUUUUUGUCAACCCCUAGCUCGGCUCAUGCCAGUCGCCCAGGUUCACCAGGAUUAACUGCGUCGCGCAACGUCUUCGCUGAACCGACGCACAAUUCUUCCACUGGGCCAAAUCCCGUCAAUCAAGCUUGGCCUCACCUGACAAAUGCAGGAAAUCGUUUGCCAACCAUCAUUCACAAACUUGUACCCGCCGAAGGCUCAACAACCGGAGGGACAGAGGUCACGCUUCUGGGUAGUGGAUUUUAUCCAGGUAUGGAGGUCGUCUUCGGCGAUACCCUAGCUACGACAACGACUUUCUGGGGCGACAAGUGUCUGAACUGCUUGACACCGCCGGCUCUGCAACCUGGUCUUGUGCCGGUUGUCUUCAAACAUGAGCACCCUACCUUUGGUCAAGUGCCCCAAACACAACCAAUUCUUCCUAAGCAACAACACUUCUUCCGCUAUGUUGAUGAUCGCGAGCUUCAAAUGUACAGAUUGGCGCUGAGCAUUCUAGGUCAGAAAUUACGAAACCCUUCAGAUGCUUUUCAGACUGCUCAGCGGAUCAUGGGAGGUGAUCAGGUCGCCCUGUGGAACCUACAGAAUGAUAUUCAAGGAGGAAGCAGUGGGCAGCGGCAGAUCCCUAACCUGAACGUCCAAGGCCAGACGAAUGACCUGGACUCAAAGAUGCUUACCUUUUUAGAGUUCAUUGAUCUAGAUGAUAGCCCUCGUGCUCCAAGGUACAACUCGAAGUCAUCAAGUGGUCAAACUUUGUUACAUUUUGCUUCAUCAUUGGGCUUGACAAGAUUCGUGGCUGGACUUCUUGCCAGAGGCGCCAACCCAGAUGUCCAGGACAAGAAUGGCCAUACACCGAUGCACUUCGCUGCUCUGAGCGGACAUGCUCAUAUUGUUCACCGUCUCAGACUCGCGGGUGCCGAUGCCAUGACCAGAAGCAUACGAGGAUUCACCUCGGCCGAUAUCGCGACUUCAUUACCUGCUCAUCAGGCCGCACUUAUUCCUGCUCGUCAUUACCGGUCUCGCAGCGUCGGUUCUUCACCUUCUCUACGUCGUCGUCCGAGCAGUUCUGCUUCUUUGAACUCUUUCUGGGAAGCUUCUUCGGCAUCUGAAUCUUUCAAUCUCAUACAGGACCAGUCAGAUGAUGAAGAGGCGACCGAAUCAGAUGAGGAUGAGACCAAUGUUUUCAUCUCGUCACGACGCUCCAGUAUACACCAAGAUGCAGGACCUUCGCUAUUUUAUGCUCGUUCCCGCGAGGGCAGCGUCCACGUUGAUAGCGUCAAUCCGGAUGUCACACCAGACGAAGAGACAGUGGCCGGAGCUAAUGUGGCCCCGCCUGCUUCUCUAGUUGCAUGGCGCAACCAACUUGCAACUCAAAUCAACCAGUUUCAACAAAGCGUUGGCAGAGCAUUCCCUAACCUUCCUGCUCUUCCCCCAAUGCCACCAAUGCCUGCCAUGCCUACUAUGCCGGCCCUUCCUGAUUAUCAGGCGUAUCCUAUGAUGCGGCGCAUCAGCAAUCUUGUUCCUCAUAGACCCGGAUCCUCGUGGUCCUCCAAGGACGGAUGGUGGGAGAUGUUUACCGGAAACUCUUCACCAACUGCCGCUACUGAAACUGCGAAUGAGCCACCUGCGUACGACGAGUUGUACCCACAUCAAGAAGCUGACGAAGAUCGGGAUCUUGAGAUGAAAAAGAAUUCGCUACUUAUGGCAGCUACAGACGCAGCGCUUGAUCGGCACUUUGAAGAUCAUGCCGGCCCAUCUAACUCAAAUGGCGAGACAGAAUCAGAAGAGGAACUCACUGACAUCCGGAUUGGCCGCAAGACGGUGAUUUCUCGUCAGCAACAGGAGCAACUGAAGAAGCAACAAGCUCGUAAGAUGAAGGGACUACGAAAAGACAAGAAUCUUUUCUUCUUCUGGAUUCCAAUGUUGCUUCUCUUCCUAGGUCUCUGGCUUCGAAAUUUCGUGCCUGGUCUGUGGGAAGAUCCCUCCGGCCUCUUCUCAGACGUCCAAGCUAUCCUCGCGCCCAGACUGCCACUUAAGAAUCUUCAUUGGAAAUCUCCAACUCGACCCGCUCGUUCCAUCGAAUCGCUAAACAUUGACCUCGUCGCUACACACCCACCCGCAUCCUCAGACGAAAAGAGGUCAUCCAAUGACUCCACGCCAGGCGCAAGUGCGCCUCUUCGACGGCAUCAAAUCCCCGGUCUGCGACAGACGCCGUACCUACGGAUCUAUCUGCUGAAAUGCGACGAUAACGAGGUGUACAAAGCGUCGUCUCGGAAGUUGAUUCGGGACUGGAUCAAGACGCAUUCAUUCUCGUCACAGACCAGCAGCACUAGCACCAGCACCAGCGGAGCAGGAGUGGGAGGGCAGGAUAAUCACGAUGCGUGCGAAUGGUUAAUACUGCACGUCCUCCAGGAUGGCGACGUACCCGAAAAAGCGACCUCGAAAUGGCCCGGUCGAGGCUCAACAUCCGUCCUCGAAAAAGUCAAGGCUGAUUUUAACGGCUCAUCCAAGACGAGCGUCGAUAGAGUCGUGCAGAUCCGUCUUCCUAAGAGCACUGGCAGCAAUAAAUCGCAAGACCACGGUGAAUUCGUAGAUCAACUCAACGAUCUAGUCGACAAAAUCAAACAAGCGAUCCUAACAUCGUUCGAUUUACGGGUUACGCAGUAUGAGGAAGAUAUUCGUGAAAAGGAUUCGCAGCGAAGUCUACCCGGGUGGAAUUUUUGUACGUUUUUUAUAUUGAAGGAAGGGCUUGCAAGAGGGUUUGAGAAUGUGGGUCUGUUGGAGGAUGCACUAGUGGGAUAUGAUGAGCUUGCGGCUGGGUUAGAGAGUGCUGUUACUGAUUAUUUGGCGGGAACGGGGGAUCGGCAUGGUGGAAGUUUUUUGGAUUAUAGUGAGGAUAGUAAGGAGAAGGCGUUGAGUGCGCUGGAAGCGUCUAGGCAGCAGAAGACAACCCAGGACGAUGAGGAUGAUGAUUCUGGGGAGGCCGAGACUGAUACGUCUCUGGAUCUCGCUGAGGAGUAUUUCCCUCUCGACAGCUCAAAAAAACCGUACAGGGAAAUGAUUUUGGCGAACAACAUCUCUGUUUUUGAUUUCCGCGCCUAUGUCUUCUCACGACAGUUGAACCUGCUGCUCAAAGCUGCCAAAGCACCGUAUCUACAAGGCAAACAAGAUUCGGCCCCGACUGUUAAAGGUGCAGAUGAUCUCUCGUUACUCGCUGAAGUAUGUGACAGAGCGAUGGAAUUUAUCAUCAUGGCUGCGAGGACUCUUCGAUAUGACAUUGAACGCGCAUUGUCAGGAGUCACGGAGGAAAUGGAUGAUGCGCAGAAGACAGCUGUCAUAGAUGAUCUAGUCUCGUCAUGGACAUAUGCAGCGUCUUGUCAGAUUCUGUCUCAAACAUCGACGCCUUCACUUACUCUCUCGGAAUCAUCUCUACGAAAGACGGGCAGUGCCUUGACCUCACCUGCGGUACCAGCUGACUCCAGAGCAAAUAUCCCGAAAAGAUCCAGCUCGUUGAUUAGCGCGAGCACAGUUCCUGGCAAACAACCCCCAGCAAAUAAAACGGGGGUUGAAGAUCUCGCCUCGGGUAGAGGUGAACUGUAUCAGUUGGGAAGAGGGGUUCUUGAAGAGAUGGGCAAGCGACGCGGUUGGGCUCAUAGAUGGGGAGAUUUUGAUCUGCUUUUUGACGAAUCCAAUAUUCCCGGUGAUGAUAUGGAGGAUGUCUCGCUCGAUGACAGUGACGCGAAUGGAAUAGCUGAGAAAGCCAAGGACCCGGCUGCCGUGACUUAUUACGCCAACAAUCUAUCCUUGCCAAUUUUGCAGAAGUCCUUGCGGUCCAGAAAGAGUUUUUACGCUCUAUAUGAAAUAUUUACAGAUUACAUGUUCCGCCAUUACAUCUCUGCCAACCAAAUUCGUUCCUCUAAAGCGGCAAUGACAGAUAUUGCCGUCCUCCGAUUCCGUCAAAAAGACUACGAAAGUGCUGCCUACUUCUUCCGACAAAUAGCGCCGUUCUACGAGAGCAGCCAUUGGAUAUCGAUUGAAGGCGCAAUCUUGGAGCUGUAUACUCGAUGCUUGAAGGAGCUCGAUCGGAAUGAUGAAUAUGUGCGCCAUAUGCUAAGGCUUUUGUCACAGUAUGCUUCAUAUACUCAGUCCAGUCUCUCCCCUCGACAGAAAGCAUCCGUCGCUGCGUCUGAUACAAGCUUUGAGAGUAAUGUCGGUCCAUAUGUUGAGGAGCUGUUGCAGGCGUCGAAGGCUAUUACGAAGGAAGUGAAUGUUCCUUUGUCUAGCUUUUUUGGUGAUCUUGUGGUUGAUCCUGAGAUCAAGCAUUACGAGAACAAGGAUGGAUUUCAGAUGCAUAUUAGAUUGCGGUGCUUGUUGGAUAAGGAUAUAGUGGCUGAUUCGAUCAAAGUCAGGCUUGCUGGUGCGACUGGGACAAUUGCCAAUGAAGUUUGGCUAGAGAAUACGGGAGAUAUUACCAUAAAAUCGAAAACAACGAGGUUGUCGAUUGAUUCUUCGACAACCUUGCAAGGAAAGCUAUUCGUCGAUCGUAUUGAGAUUCGAGUUCAGAAUCUUGUGUUCACAUAUACUGGACACGGUAGCCCGGCAGGUCUUCCGCCUGGUUUCAGGGAGUCAGAACCCGAAGCAGAGACCCGUCCAUUCAUCUGGUGCUAUCCACCAUCACACGGUCUUGAAGCAAAGCUUGCAGCACCGCGUAUCAUUAACCUUGAGGAACUGCGGACCCUUGAGAUAGAGUUAAAUAGCGGACGCAAUAACAUAUCGAAAGGAUUGCUUAGGAUUCGUCCAGCAACUGCUGGUCUUCGACUACGAACGUCAGAGAUUACCGUUAUCGCAGGGGAUAUCGAGAUGACACCAAACACGGAAUCUGGAAGUAUCGACUUUACCAACCUUGCGCAAGACACUUUGAUCCGAUUCCGCAUUCCUUACACCGUGGAUGAAAACCAUACCAUGCUAUCUGCGAGACUUGAAGUCACCUAUGAGACUGAUGCUGGCCGGUUUACUUACAUAUCCACCAGUUCGAUCAUAUCCACGUUGCCCAUAAGCGUCAACGUGCAAGACAUCUUCAGAGACGACGUUCUCCUUUCUCGAUUUACGGUGAGCCCGGCGAUGCUAGUUCCGCUGCGGAUACUAGGCUGUGACAUUCCCGAAUCAGAUGUCUACGAAGUCCAAAGCGGUGUAAGAGGACCUCUAGCACUGGACGUAUUCCCCAAACAACCGGCAUCUAUAAUAUACAAAAUCAAGCCCAAGGGUGGCCGAGCGCCAGCGGUCAACGCGACUGCGAAACGCAAUUCGCAAAAGUUCAGCUCAGCUCUUGAGCAGAGUAAGUACAAGUCGUUGACGCGGCUGUUGACACCUCAUAUUGUGGAUGCUUUUCGUGAGCAAUUGUCGACGUCGGAUAUGGAGAGUAUAGGUUUGCUGAGGGAGAUGGAUAUGCUGGCUUACAAAGAUGUGCAUUGGGAUACGGUGCUGAGCGGACUUCGAGAGUCUCUUCGAAAAGAAGUUCGCAGCUGGUUGAUUAAAUGGCAUCAGGAGAACGUCGUAGUAGGCUUACCAGAAGACAAUGAAUCCGACCUCGCUCGCCACAUCGUCAUUCCCGUUGAAGUCCCCGAAAUUCAAGUCGUUCACACAGCCGAGCUCCGCCUAUCAACCACAGAUAACAAUACAAUCACCCACGCAGCUGUCGGUCAUAUGAUCCCCGCCGAGCUCAUCCUCCAUCAUACACGAAGAUGGUGCUCCCAACAGACCGAAACCCAAGACUCAGGCGGCCAGCUCGAAUUCGCCUACGAACUACACGUCAACCAAGACCAAUGGCUCAUCGGCGGCCGACGCAGAGGUCACUUCACCGCCACCGAGGGCGAAACCAAACGAUUCGCCAUAAUGCUUUUACCGCAGAAAGCAGGGCAUUUGUUGUUGCCAUCAAUUGAGAUGAAGACAUUCGUCGUCGGCGCGAGUUCUGCAACUGUCGGGGCGAACACAUCUACAACCGUGACUGCCGGCCCAGCACCCUCAUCAUCAGUCACAAGUCCCUCAUCCGCUACAACCACGAACAUAGCCUCUGCAGCGCCAUGGACGCACCAACAACGACGCCAAGUCCCCAACGAAGUCGACUACAAAAACCACGCCGAGACGAUCCUCGUACUUCCGGAUUUGCGGAAGACGACUGUCAGUUUAGAAUCUGGGAAUCCGGGAUUGAUUGAGUCUGAGGCUCGGGUUGCUGUAUGA
Molecule: messenger RNA, 8424 nt
Organism: Talaromyces amestolkiae
Lineage: Eukaryota; Fungi; Ascomycota; Eurotiomycetes; Eurotiales; Trichocomaceae
Exons: 7
Coding region: 1-8424 (2807 amino acids)
Biological process (GO): early endosome to Golgi transport; intra-Golgi vesicle-mediated transport
Cellular component (GO): TRAPPII protein complex
Molecular function (GO): protein binding
Source: RefSeq, a predicted model, not a curated record